Messenger RNA from Botrytis porri, 1972 nucleotides. RefSeq lists its product as uncharacterized. Gene Ontology annotation, molecular function: phosphatase activity. The transcript has 2 exons. Gene Ontology annotation, biological process: dephosphorylation. The coding region runs from base 53 to 1597 and encodes 514 amino acids. NCBI's taxonomy places the organism in Eukaryota, Fungi, Ascomycota, Leotiomycetes, Helotiales, Sclerotiniaceae. The record is from RefSeq and is a predicted model, not a curated record.
UUAAACAUUUUUAUAUCUUAUAUCCUUGUACCGUCCCUCUAUAUAUGUUUAAAUGGAGGUUCACUCCCAGAAGCCAAUAACCAAGUGGAAGUGGUGGCUGGUUUUCUAUACAGUUGGCUUUGCCUCAGGGUUCUUGAUACUGUCAGCAAAAUAUCACAUCAUGUUCGCCGGUAAACUUACCCUCUUCACAUUGCUGGCGGGAUCACAGGGGACAAUUGCAUUAUCUGCUUUCGAUAGUUUUUAUCCAACCGGCCUCAAUGACACUUCAUACAUCACAAAUACUUCACUUGGAUCGUAUGGUGGUAUUUAUUCGGCUCGUGGGAAGUCUACGACUUCAAACAUAACAUAUGGCACAUACGAUUACUGCUCGAUGCCCCAUCCAAGAGUACAAGAAUAUCGACUUCCUUCACCUGUAGCCAAUGGAAGUGUCAAGGCGGAUCUCGUCUAUCUGGAGUAUUUACAAAGACAUCAGAGGAGGACUAUGUAUAAUGUCUUACCUAGUGGAGAGACCGUGCCGUUCGAUUGCUCAGAUAUUCUCCCAUAUCUGUAUGCUGGACCUCAGGAUACCACCUUGGAACAGCCCAUUCCAGUACAUGCUAGCACAUAUACAGAUCCACACAAUCCUUUUUUGAGCAACUAUAUCUCAGGAACUUGCCAAUAUCCACAACUCACAAUCGGCGGCCUAUCAGAUGGCUACCAGCACGGCCGGGAUCUUUCAGGAGUGUAUGGCGCCACCGGUAAAUUGAGUCUUUUCCCCACAACUCCAUCGUUGGAGAAAACUUACUUUCGCUCUUCGGAGUCACCUUUGACGCAACAAAGUGCUGGAGGGGUACUACGUGGAAUCUGGCCCAAGUAUCAAGGAUCAAUUUCUCUUCAUCAACAAGCAAGUUCACUCGACACAGUUAAUGCAGGGUACUCUUGUCCCGCCAUUGCUUCGACACUAGCUAAAAUCAAGUCAACUGCCGAAUGGCAAGCUCACCUGACGGCUACAUCAGCCCUACGUACUACACUUGGAAAUAUGUUCAACGCAGACUCUAGUGCAUGGCAAGGGACAAUGGAUCAUUUCGCAGAUAACUUCCAAGCUCGACUCUGCAAUGGUUAUUCGCUUCCUUGCUCUCCGACUAAUGCUUCAAACUGCGUAAAUCAAGAAAUGGCGGAUGAGGUCUUCAGAGCUGGAGACUGGGAGUGGAAUUAUUACUGGAGGGCGAAUCCAUAUGUUCAAGAAUACAUCCAAGUUGUAGAGGGAUUAUUUAUUGGAGAGAUAGUUUCAAGACUGGAAAAUGUUGCAAAUGGGACAAUUAAAGGAGGGAAGUAUGGUCAUACUUUUGUUCAUGAUGGGGAUAUCGGUCCGGUGGCAGGCGCUUUGGGUAUAAAUGCUCUGAGAUGGCCUGGAAUGGGGAGUAAUAUUGCUGUGGAGAUUUGGAAACUUCGGAACCCUGUUAGCCCAGCUAUUGAUGGUCAUUUUGCAAGAGUAUUGUAUAGUGGACAACCUAUGCAGUCAAGCCAUGGAAAUCUGGACUGGGUUCCGUUGCAAACUUUAUUGGGAAUUUUGAAGCAAUUCGUGCCGACAGAUAUUGUAACGCUAUGCAACAGCUGAAGGAAUCACUAGGCAAGGUACCGGGAAGGGAAUAGAGCUUAGUGAAAUACAUUUGAGAUAAACCGUUACUUGAGAAUGCUGUCAAUCACGUAUUCUUCAUUUGGGAACGGACUCGAUCGUCUAUAACUUGAGUUGGAAAUGUGAGAGAGUACACUCAAUUACUCGUUAUAGUCUCCCCAACAGAAAACAAUGUUCUUGAAAGAUUGAAAUCUACUUGAAGCCACCACAUUUCUUCCUAAGACAGCAGAAAGAAACCGCACAUCUGUAUUAUUCCCUAAAAAGAGAGUCCACCAUUAUCCACACUAUUGUAUUGGGCGAAUGAACCCUACUCGAGGCGUCAUCAACAUGCCGUCGGCGACUGAGAAUUAUGCCAGA